Messenger RNA from Eremothecium gossypii ATCC 10895, 2370 nucleotides. It is a transcript of the gene BNI4, whose product is annotated as Bni4p. The transcript has a single exon. Bases 1 to 2370 code for a protein of 789 amino acids. Gene Ontology annotation, biological process: actin cytoskeleton organization. The record is from RefSeq and is marked provisional. Gene Ontology annotation, molecular function: actin binding. Lineage: Eukaryota; Fungi; Ascomycota; Saccharomycetes; Saccharomycetales; Saccharomycetaceae.
AUGGGGGACUUCUACUCGUCAGAGUCGAAUGAUAAUGUGCGGCAUGCACGGAGCCUGCGCAACUCGGUCCUGCUGGAGGGUGACGUCGGAGAGAGGGGCGCGGGCAGUCACGGAACAGGGACGGAGACGUUCUAUGAGUCGACGUGGGAGAGCAGCCUGCACGAUGUAGGAUUUUCGGAUGACGAGUGCGAGGAUGGAGAGGAGACGGCGACCCAGGCUUUCAUGACAGCGUCGCCGUCGCUGAGUGCGCUGGCCGGUAUUCUAAGCGAGAAGAGCAAGCAGGCGGAAGAGAAGAUGAGGUCGCGGUCCAGCACGCUGCUGGGAACAACGAUUGAGGAGGAUGGAGAGGAUGAUGGGCUGCCAGGUGCGCCACGAGUGGAGCGAAGCUCAGUUGAAAGCGCAUUACGGAGCCGCCAACCGCUGGGAGGACAUGCCUUACACUCACAGACGCACUUGAGACAUAACUCUGUUCUUGAAGCUGACGACAAUGGAUCUAUUGCAUCAAGUUUUCAAGCCGGUUCUAUGUUAUCUCGGACAAUAAACAGGGUGCGCUCGAGGUCUGUGACGAGCACUAUUACCGAUCAAGCAAACUCCAGCGGAUCGGGUGCUGUUUCUAUGUUAAAGAAAAGGUUCCCCUCUAUGUCGCAGCCCAAGGGAGAUGCCACCCCCGAGAAAACGCAAAGAAAGCGGAGAAGUGUGUUUUCUUUCCUGAGAAGGAAGAGUUCUGCUGCAUCAUUGGCUGAAAGUAAUGCUUCCGGCGAACCGCCUGGGAUCCCAACAUCUUCUACAUUUUCCGUCACCAAAUCAGCUUCUAAGGAAUCUUUGACUUCCGCGACUAAGCUGACCAAAAAGUCAUACAGCAGUAGCAGUUUAUUCAGUACCUUCAAGAGGAACAAGGACAACAAUAGGUCGACCGAGAAUAUAUCUAGAGAGCUUCGCGAAAGUCUGAACACAAAGAAGAGGACUGUCACGCGACCAAUUCUAGAGGAUAACGAUGAUGUUGCGGUUAGAAUUGAUAUCAGUGAUCCGAACGCGCUAUUUCAACAGACGCCUUCGAAAUAUAAUAAGGAAUCUCGGACCUCAAUUUCGUAUUCAACAGCACAGACAACGCCUAAACAAGAACUUCCGAUGACGCCUAAGCCAGCUCUUGGGUUUCCAAGGGCAGAAAGCCCUUCUUCCACCCUCCUAGAAAACAUGCAUAAGGUAGAUAGUGGCGAAGCAGUUUUCCCUAAAUCAUUGAAUCCUCUUGAGGUCGAAUCUAUCGUUUCAAUGGAACGCUCUCGAUCCCACAAGUCUAAUAGGAAUUCGAUGGCCUCAUACCGGAGAUCACUCACCGACAAUAUAUCUAUCAAGGCUCAAAACGAGGGCAUGUUUGUUACAGAAGCUUCUGAAGUGAUAUUAUCUACCCCUGACCUAACGAAAUCUCCUACAAACAGCAUCCUCAGAAACGGGACCUUCGAGUCGUUAGAUGGCAUCCCGAAGUCGAGUGAUAUAAGCUUGGACGACUAUACUUAUAGUUUAACCAUUCCUCACAAGGAUGGAGAGGAGGGUAUGAAUUUCUCAUUUAGCUCAAUACAGGAGAAGCUAAAUGAACUAACGAUGGAUACCGAUGAGGAAGAAGAAGAAAUUAAAGAAGUCAAAGUAACUCCAGUACAAACCCCAAUUCUCCCCCCUAAUACAGAUCCUGACUUCAUGUCCGAUAUUGCAGAGUUCGCGAACAUUAUUGAUUUUGGUGAUGAAGUCGACUUUGACCUGGAGCUUGGGACUGGCGAUUUAAAAUAUAAAACAUUGAAUCCUAAAGAUAUUCUGCAAUCUGACACCUUAAGAGCUGAUAUACGCAUCACAUCCUCGAGUGAAUACCUGAGAGAGGCCCACGAGCCUUUGGGGGACGAACCGCGUCGGGUAACGAUAGGAUGUGAUCUCACUCACGAUUUAAGCUUAAAAACCAUGGACUAUUACGAUGAAGACAUAGAUAACGAGCACUUCGCCCUUGAUGGAGAAGAGAUGCACCCAGAGACAGUGGAUCCAUACCUUCCAGCGCAAUCUCUGGCAGUGAAUCGGCCUUUAUCUAUGUCGUUCAGAGGGCUAACUGGUCCACAGUUUAAUCGUACACAUGAUCUACCCAGGUUAAACAGCGAAAUCGGAUUAAAUAGCUACACAAUGGGCGACAAUGAUCGUUCUGUUCACUUCUCCACCAGGAUUUUACUACACGAUACCUAUACGGAGGAUGAGUACGAUAGGCGCCCUGAUAUUGCUACGUGUAAUCAGCUCACCCCUCAAUUGGCCCAACUAAUUAAAGAAGAAUUGAACCAGGUUAAGAGUGAAAUGGAGAUACAUGAGGAUUCAAGAUGCUAUACCCAUUUCUAUUGA